Messenger RNA from Annulohypoxylon truncatum, 1863 nucleotides. RefSeq lists its product as uncharacterized. The transcript has 3 exons. NCBI's taxonomy places the organism in Eukaryota, Fungi, Ascomycota, Sordariomycetes, Xylariales, Hypoxylaceae. The coding region runs from base 340 to 1308 and encodes 322 amino acids. The record is from RefSeq and is a predicted model, not a curated record.
AGCCCCCACCACGGCAACCCAUGGGUCCUGGUCUGCUUGAAUCUCAGCUUCAAUUUCACCACCCCUGGAAGACGCCCUCAGAUGUUUUGCUUUUCUUUCUCUCUUUCGACAUCUACGCAGGCCACUCGAUGCUAUCUUGGAUCGUCUGCUUCUCAUUCCCAUUGCUUGGAUCGUCAAGUGAAAUUUGGGAUUCUUGGGAAUACUGCAUGACACCAUCACGUCGACAUAGUCAAGGGGCAAAACAUCAGUGAACUGUAUCCACCACCCCCAGUGAUACGAGCCUCGACCAUUGCUUGAGACACAACUCAGGGCUCUCAGGGUGGAAACCCCAUAUUCAACAUGCUCUUCCCCACGAUACUAGUCGUCGCCUGUGCUUCGCAGAGCAUAGCACGGAGCAUACCUCAUCAAAUAUGGGCGCGGGGUUCAGCCGAAAAUGUAAUAUUGACAGAUUGCACCAACCCAUCGAAUUCGAGUGAUAAAUCAUCAGAAGUGACAUAUUACACUGGCAACCCAGACGACACACCGGAUGACAUCUCAACCGUGACUACCGGACAGUACUGGGACUGGGCCAACAAGACGACAACAGGGUAUUUCAGCGAUACGGGUACCAAGUUUGUCGCUGUACUUAAUCCGAAAGGCCAGGCGGGAGAUUAUGCGGGAACCGGAGACAACGGUUAUGGGAAUUUCACGUGUUGGCAGACGGACUCGAUACUCGUGUAUACCCAUAACAACAGAGACUGCUACGUACAGUAUGACUGCAACCACUCAGGGACCCCUGCUACAAUAACAGCAGCAUCAUCAAGCGCAUCCGCCACUUCCGCGUCAUCAGCGUCAGCAUCGGCGGCCUCUUCAAGCAGCUCUCACUUGUCCGUAGGCGCGAUAGUAGGUCUCAGCAUCGGAGUCGCAGCCGGCGCAGUGAUACUCGCCGGCUUAGCCGCUUUCUUCCUGUGGCGCCACUACCAGUCGAAGAAGACGACAGCCGCAGCCGCCGGCUCCUCGGAAAAGGGACCGGAGAUCGUGGCACCGCCCGUACCGCCAAAGAGCCCUUCACCUGCGCAUGCGAAUGUGAUAUGGCAGGGGCCGGGGGUGAGGGAAAUGGAAACGCCGACUGUAUACCACGAGCUACAUAACCAAGAUUGCCCGACCGAGAUCCACGGCGAGGCUCUCAGAGGGGAGUUGGACGGAACGCCUGGGGCGUCAGAGUUGCAUAACCACGAUUUGCCGCCCCGAUACGAUUACGAAGCUGCGCCGCCGCAGCCGGAGCCGGUGAACCCCGGGGCUUACGGAGCUUUCAAGGGUCCUAUCUGAUGAUGUCGAAUGUGAGAUUGGGGACGAAACUAGUGUCUACGGAAUGGUAUCUCUGUUCAGCCACAUCUGAAACUCGCCGCGGGUGAUCGACGCCCGCAUUGAAGCGAUGGCACACCGGCCUAAUACGAGUCUCGAGACUCACUAAGCUCAACCGCGAAUAGGAGCUCGCCAUCGACCAAGGCUUAAUGGUGUUAAAAAUUGCGGGAGGACAAUAGAGGAUAUUGCCACGAAGCAAAUCUUGAGUGGAAGCGCUCUAGAUCUCCGUAUUGGCAAAGCUUAGUUGGUUCUAUCGAAGGAUAAUUAUAAUUAAGUAUGACGGAUGUGCGGAAAUGUACGAAACUCUAGGUCAGCGAUUGGCCACGAUUGAAAGCCGUGUUUGGAUACAUUAGGUUCAUGGAAUUUUCGCGAUUCAAAUGAGUCGGUGAUAGUGAUGAUCACUACGGGAUAUGAAUUUGACGAGAAGUAGUAUUAGGUAGGACAUCUCAUGGUCUCCUUCCAUUACUAAGGCAGAACGCCCUCUAUAGUUCUUCAAUGCAACUAAGUCUACUCUCUCAG